AUGCUAUCAAUAAAAAAAGCGGAGGAGGAAAUAGGCUUGGAGAUUUUGAACAGCAAUCGAAAUAGUAAACCCAUUCAGAAUCCUCGUCACCGUGUUAUUUAUUGUGGCAGAGAGAAGUUUAAUCAUUCCACAAAUCAUGACAACAAAGAGCUAAUUUCUCUCAUCUUCCAUGGAGGUGGUGGCUACGUAGAGGAUGUUAGCCGGUCUUGUUGGGAGAGUUUUGAACUACUCAAAAUACUCGACUUGGAAGAUUUUGGAGUGAAGGCUAUGUCAGAAUCAAUCGGCACUUUGAUUGAGUUAAGGUACUUGGGAUUAAGAAACAAUUACCUAACGAGGAUCCCACGCUCGUUGGGGGAUCUUGAAAAGCUUGAGGUUCUUGAUAUAGCUCAAAACUUUAUGGUGGAGGUGCCGGAUAUCAUAGGGGAAAUGGGCAGCCUUCGUAAUCUCCACAUGUCGGAUGUGAUUUUCCCGCAUCCUUUGAAAAUAGACACACUAGAGAAUCUCGAGACCUUAACCAACAUCUCGAUUUAUGAUUGGGCAGAGGUCUCGAGCUUGGAGACAUGGAAUCAUAUUACAAAAUUAGGCAUUGAAGAUGUUGAUGAAAACUUGGAUGUAGGCAAGCUCUUUGCUUCACUAGCUAAGUUAAAGAUACUCCAACACCUUACCUUGAGAGGGUUUCGUUUCAGAAGCAUGCCGUGUUUGGACAAGAUUGGUGUUGUACGUGAACUUUGGAAACUUAGAGUGGACGGACGCCUGGAUAGGCUACCACGUGCUAGUAAUUUCCCACUACGUAUUCGUGACUUGGUUUUGGUAAAUACUUGUCUUGAGGAAGAUCCCAUGCCGGUACUAGAGAAGUUGUCCUCUCUACAACGCCUCAGACUAUCGAAUGCAUUUACUGGUCGAGAAAUGGUGAUCCAGUAUGAGGGGUUCCCAGAGCUCGUUAGCCUUAGCAUCAACGAGUUGUGGAAUCUUAGAAACAUACAAGUUGGAAAGGAUGCAAUGUGGUGUCUCUGCCAACUAGAAAUCAUGAACUGUCCACAUCUUGAAACCCUGCCGGAAGGGAUUAGGUAUAUGGGGUUUUUGGAGCAGUUUAAGAUGAUAACAAUCAAACACGUUGCAACGAAGAUAAGAAGCUCGGGCUUAACCUCCCAAGCUUUUGAGAAUGAUAUCGAUCCAUAA
Messenger RNA from Salvia hispanica, 1179 nucleotides. Lineage: Eukaryota; Viridiplantae; Streptophyta; Magnoliopsida; Lamiales; Lamiaceae. The record is from RefSeq and is a predicted model, not a curated record.